GUAAGUCACCUUUCACUCUCUUUCUACACUCGUAGUGAACCCGUAGUAGUCUUAUUGUGGUCGCCUUGUAAAGCAUUGCUGCUACCGCAAAUAUGGCCCAACAGCUAGGCGUUCAGCCAUCGCUCGACACCAUUCGAGGAGUAUUGGCUGCGGUAGCCAACUCGCCCAACCCACCCAACCUCGUUCCCAUCUUCUCCUCGAUAUCCGCCGAAUUCCUGACGCCGUCGAGCAUAUACCUGAAAAUCUCAGCAAAAUCAAAGUCGAAGCUGUCAUUCCUCUUUGAGAGUGCUGCGACAACAGAGACGAUAGGACGGUACAGCUUCAUUGGCGCAGACCCGCGUAAAGUCAUCAAGACUGGUCCCGGCCAUGGGGAAGAGACAGACCCGUUACCCCUCCUUGAGAAGGAGCUUGCGAAGAGCCGCGUCGCAACCGUGCCCUCGAUACAACUACCUCCCAUGACAGGCGGGGCAGUCGGAUACGUGGGAUAUGAUUGCGUAAAGUACUUUGAGCCCAAGACACGCCGAGACGAUGUAAAAGACGUGCUCGGAGUGCCAGAAAGCUUCUUUAUGCUUUUUGAUACAUUGGUGGCUUUGGACCACUUUGCACAGGUUGUCAAGGUAAUAACUUACGUCCGGGUCCCGGAGAGCAUGGACAAACUGGAAGAAGCCUACGAAGAAGCCAAGGGCACACUGCAGAGAUAUGUAAAGAUGCUCAAGGCCAAGGAUGUUCCGCUGCCCGAACAAGGGCCGAUCCAGGUCGGCAACGAGUACUCAUCAAACAUCGGCCAAGAAGGGUACGAGAAUCAUGUGAAGACGUUGAAGAAGCACAUUAGCGUUGGCGACAUCAUCCAGGCAGUACCCUCGCAGCGAUUUGCAAGACCCACCUCUUUGCAUCCUUUCAACGUCUAUCGAAACCUUCGAAACGUCAACCCGUCGCCCUACUUGUUCUAUGUCGAUUGUGAAGAGUUCCAAAUAAUAGGAGCCAGUCCGGAGCUAUUGGUAAAGGAACAUCAGGGUCGCAUCAUUACGCAUCCCAUCGCGGGUACAGUCAAGCGCGGUAAGACGCUGGCAGAAGACGCAGCACUUGCCGAAGAACUAUCGAACUCGCUCAAAGACCGAGCUGAACAUGUGGGUGCCCUUGACGACAAGCUGCAUGGACGACGUUGA
Molecule: messenger RNA, 1166 nt
Organism: Pyrenophora tritici-repentis Pt-1C-BFP
Lineage: Eukaryota; Fungi; Ascomycota; Dothideomycetes; Pleosporales; Pleosporaceae
Product: TrpE, Anthranilate-para-aminobenzoate synthase component I
Biological process (GO): L-tryptophan biosynthetic process
Molecular function (GO): anthranilate synthase activity
Source: RefSeq, a predicted model, not a curated record